Molecule: messenger RNA, 5778 nt
Organism: Melospiza georgiana
Lineage: Eukaryota; Metazoa; Chordata; Aves; Passeriformes; Passerellidae
Gene: C18H12orf43
Product: chromosome 18 C12orf43 homolog
Exons: 9
Coding region: 1-789 (262 amino acids)
Biological process (GO): Spemann organizer formation; Wnt signaling pathway; negative regulation of Wnt signaling pathway
Source: RefSeq, a predicted model, not a curated record
AUGGCGGCGCCCAGGGGCGGCUCGGGCCCGGACAGCGACAGCGGCUCGGACUCGGAGAGCGGCGGGGAAGCGGCCGCGCGGUUCCGGGAGGCUGCCUGGGACUGCCCCGCCCUGGCGGCGGCGCGGGCGGAGCCGCACAGCGGGGGCUUUAGAAAGGAUCGGUUGCAGCCUAAAGAUCAGCCAAGCCUGAGGCGUGAGGCAAUCGGCCGCCAGGAGGGUGACAAUGAGCUCCAGACAACUCCAGAGUUCAGAGCACAUGUUGCAAAGAAACUGGGAACCAUGCUAGACAGUUUCAUCACUGUCUUGAAGGACUCAUCAGGACCAUCCCAGACUUCACUGGCACAGUCUGACUCUGAAGAUGAUGGUUUUCGCCUCUUCUCUUCCUCUGUCCCUGGAGACUGUGGGAAGCCAGAGCCUUGCCCUGCAGCGAGGAGGAGGAGGCCAGUUAGCUCCAGUGACACUGACAGUGACCAAGAGUGGCAGAGGUGCCAGGAGGCUGCUGUGUCAGCUGCAGAUAUUCUGAAGCAAAGUGCUUUCCCUGCAUUGUCCCAGGAUCAGAGUCAGGGCUCUGUAGAGCCCAACCAGAAAAAGAAGAAGAAGAAAAUUAGGAGAGAGAAUAAUAUUCAAGAGAAAAUAAUAGACCCAGCAGAGUGUGACCAGAUCUGCAAAGAUUUGCCUCGGCUGGUGUCUGCAAAUGGCCAGCAGGAGAGACAGAACAGCAAUCACAGAGAGAACUCUGUGCUGCCAGGAGCUGUGAAGAAGAAAAAGAAGAAGAAGAAAAAAGAAUGAUUAUUUUGCUCUGCAAACAGCGGGUGGUUGUGAUGGGUGAAGGAAACUGAAAGAAAACCUAACAACAGGAGUUGCUGCAGAUGAGGGAAAAUUAAUUGGCAAAGCGUCUGUUCUGCAAGCUCAGUGGCCUGAGAGACUAAUUAAGGGACUUCCUGUGCUCCUGUGUCCCCGAGGAAGGGAACAUUGUUCUCCUCACACAGCAGUUGGCUGUGCUGCUGCUCAUGGAGGCCCAAUCUGAAAGGAUUAAAUGCUGUGCCAGACGUGCAUGGCAGAGGGAUGUGCUCAGAGCUGCAUUCCUCCUGCUCUGUCCCUUCACCUCUGAAACCCUUCUGCAGAAAGUGUGAGAUGAAUUCCAUUUGGUUUACAUGGCAACAGGUGAUCAACUGCAUUUUCUCUUUGCCUCCUUGUAGACUACUAAGAAUAGCUCCAGCCUGUGGGAGACUCAUUUAUCAAAAGCAUCCUGUCAGAAAUCAGGGCCCCUUAUUUUUUCCCUGCAAACAUCAUAACAAUCUGUUUUUGAAACCUGCUGUGUUACUAAUCCCUCUGCAAUCUGCACCUCUCCAGGGUCCCUGCACAUGAGCAGUGUGUGACAAACAGCUGUAAGGAAUCUUUAGUGAGAAUAAGCACCAAGAGGUUAAACAGUGGGACAAACCACCUUGAUAUCAGUUUUAGAACACAGACACAGAAGAUUUUCAGGACCUCAUGAAAGACUUAUUUUCUUCAGCAAGAGACCAGAAAUCCUGCAAAGUGGGAGAAGCCUUCAUUUCCCUGAGGUGGGUUCUGGAUUGCUGCUUUGGACCAGCCCCUGCUCAAGCAGAGGUUCAGAGCUGUGAGGUGCUCAGGACCAUCCCCGGCCCUUUCCUCUGGAGUGCUGCACACCUCAGUGCUGAGGCAAGGUAAGACCAUCCAUGCUGGCAGUGUUCCUUUCUGUUGAACUUGGCCUGGUUUGCCUCAUCUUGGUUUAUAUGUGGAAAUGAAAGGGGUGUGGCAGCUUCAUCUCCAGAUUCCCCAACUAGAGCUGUUCUAAGCAGGGGGAAAGACUGGACCUUUGUCAUGAUAUAUCUUUGUUUUCUUUUUUCCUCCUGGAAAGUAUGCUUUUAUCCCUGCCUCCAGGGGAAAUCUGUUGCUUAUCUCAAUUUCUCUCUUUCCUGGUGGAAUUUCAGCCCUUGCCCUACAGGUGGAUUGUCACUAUACCUCUCUUCAUUUGCUUUACCUGCAGUAGUUUGAUCCCUUCCCCCAAGGCAGCCUCCUUCUUGCUUUAUAUUCUGGGAGUUUCUCCUCACAGCUCUACCUCCCUACUGAGUCAUUUAUUUCUUAUCAUAGAUGCAAUUUGUUUUGUGUGUGGAUUGAUAUGGAAAGAAUGUUUUUAUUCAAACUGUAAAUCUACGGGAGAUCAGUGAGACAUAUGAAAGGACAAAAUGAAAUUAUGUUAAUUCCCCACUAGAGAAACCUUUAUCUGAACUGCCUUUAGCAUGUUUUCUCUGCAGGGACAAAAUCUAAUCAACACCCAUGGGUGCACCCAGUCCUGUGGGUGUAUCUUCUCUGUUCUACUCAGCUUUGACCAGAGUUUUUAAAACCAGUUUCACCUUCAGUGUUCUUGUGAAGACAUAGUUGGUCUCUUGGUGUUGUCGUUUUUUUUCUCUUUCCAGCUCCUGGAAAGCCUGAUAAUGGACACUUUUCCUGAUUCUACUUUAUAAAGCAGUAGCUUUAUAAGCAAUGGUUGCAGUUACCACAAAGACUUUCCUGUAUCAGCAAUAGCUGCCCACCAGUCAAUCUCUCUGUAAAAUUUGUUCUGCAGACCAGGAAUUGUUAAUAAUGCCCAAAGAGGCUUCUGUCUAAAGGGAGAAUUGCCUCCAUCUGGUUUCUGCAUUUGAAACCCUUGUGUAGAUGGUGAAGUAGUUCUGCAAGCAGUGACCUUUUGCUGGGAAUCCCUGGGCAUGGAGAUUCUUGCCUGCCUUUCUUUUUCUAUUGCUGGAAGUAAUUUCUACCACAGACUGUUCUGCCCUGCUUUACAAUAUUUACAGUACUAUCUCAAGGACAUUGCUUUAAGGUUUCUAUUAAUGGAAAGGUUUGAUCUUAUAAACCAAAAAAAGUUUAUUAGUAGGUGAGAACUUCUAAGGUAUUAUCAACCCCUGCUCCUGGUUCAGAUGCUUUGAACAGAUUUUUAGACACUGUUGAUUUGAUGAGAAAGAUGAAACAUGUCAAUGCAGGCUUCCUACUCUUUUCAUUUUAACUUGAUUAAUUUUGAUCUAUUAGAGACUCCACUUGUAAUCUUUUUCUGAAACUGAGGCUUCUGGUGCCUUUAUAUUGUCAUCAACAGCAGAAGUGAAUUGCUCUGUCCUAUGGUGGAGGAGAUUGAUGACAGAGAUCCCUGAUGUUUCAGAGCAAAGCCUUUGUAAUUAAGAGCCAGUGUGAGGCUUGGGAGAUCCCUGUCCUUGCCCAGUCUCCUCUGUGCUCUCUCAGGGGUUUAGGAAGGUCCUAGAAUUUGUCUGUACCUCAGUUUCCAUUUGUGAAAUGGAAAUGCUGCUCAGCAGACUGACUGUCAGAAAGUGUUAAUGGAAGAGAGGUAAGAGUUGUGGUGAGGCUGGUAAGCACAGGGAAGACUGGCAGCAAUAUCCUAGAAAGGCAGGGAGGAUCAGGAGCCAGAAAUGGUGCUGAAGGGAGGGUGACAGGAAGGAAUUGCUCCAUCCUGUUCUUAGAUCACAGCAGAUGUCACUUCAGUCCUGCUUCACCCACCCAUUAGAGAAAAAGGGACAAAGCCAGGGAGUCUUCCUCAACCUCCAUGGCUUCCUUUCUGGACAGAUACUUGACAAACCAUCAAAAGUUAAUGAUCAAAAAGCUUAUCAGGGUAUUUUCGUCUAUAAAUUUAUAAGACAAAAGAGAAAUAAUAAAGCCAUUGGAUAAUUAGUAACUAGCCAGGGCCCGCCCGGUGCCACUGGGCUCAAACUGCCCCAAGACCUGCACGCAGACUCAGGAGGAUGGGAAGGAGACAAGGAUGGGGGGAAGAAAAAGAGUGGGAGGCAGAGAGAGAAUCAGCCAAGGAGACAACAAAAUGGGAGGAAUAGCAGCAGAAGCAAUGGUGAGAAGGGAAAUAGGUGAAAAGAAUCUGAAAGAUGUAAAGGAAGUAGAGAAAACUUAAAGAUGUGGAAGAGCUGGAAGUGCAGAAGAAAUGAGACAUAUUGGGCCAGGAAGAAGACAGAAUUAUUGGGAAUGCUUUUCCACACAGAUCUGCUCCGUGCCCAAAGCACCACGUCCCCUCCCUGCAGGGCGUUAACAAAGCUCUAAUGGAUACUGACGACUUUGUGUGGCUGAAAACGAAUGAGAAUCCCGAGUCCAUGUAAAAACAUUUGUUUGAAGAAACUUUCAUGUGAACAUUAACGUAAAGACAACUUCAGCUGCUAAAGAUGUUUUUGGGAUCAUACUCUUAAUAAAGAAUUGUGUUGCUUUUGCACCCAUCUCAAGAGCAUUUAAAGAAUGGUGAGCAUUUUUUUGCAUUGUCCUGCCAGUGUUGAUACUAUUUCCAUGCAUUUUAUUUGUUAUUACAGUUUUCCUUUAUUCCCUCCCCUCAGGUAGACAUGACAACAUUAGUGGCUGAUAACAGUAAUUUUCAAUUGUAAUUACAGUAUCCAACCAUGACAUACAGUUUCUGCAUGAUAUGUCCUUAUAAGUCCAGGAUUUUGCACAGACACAGCAGAUUGUGGAGCUCUUGCAAUAUGUGACAGAGGAGAUGCUGUCAUUGUGUGUUACUUUUUUCUGCCUCUCUUUGGCAUGGUGAUCUCUUUCACAUAAACCAAGGUGGAAAAUAUUACCACUGUUCUUAUUAAAAGGAUUGUCCAUAUUCUGUUGGUAUAUAAACCUACUGAAUGUUUGAGAGGUGAUGGGGACACAGAUCAUUAAGUUUAAACUGAAUAUUUGUCAGUGGAAGCUGUAAAGAGAAGAAAGCAUAACAACAAGUUAUGUCUAUAUUGUGUGGUUUCAAGGAUUCCUUAUGCACCCAGAAGUCCUGAUGCUGCUGCUUCUGCUUGCCUUGAGGAUCUUCAGCUGUAGAAGCUUUUUUUGAGACCAGUGACCUUUGAAGUGUAUAAAACCAGAAAUGCACAUCUGUUUGUAUGAUAGGACCUCCCUGAAUGCUACAACUGGAUGCCAUGUGGAGAAUGCUUAGCUGAACAAGGGAACAUUUCAAAUGCUGAGGAGGAGGUAAAUAUUCUCUAUGACUUUAUCAUGAAAGGAUUUUUCCCUUGGUCUAUUGGAAUUGUCCAUUUUAAACUACAGGAGCCUGGAUAAUUAGCAAAAAACCAAAUAAACUUACCCACUUUCAUCUCUCCAUUCAUUGGAACCUGCCAGGCUGUGCCAGAGAAUAGCUCAGCCCCACUAAGUAUUUCAGAGCCUCAGUGCAGGAAAACCAGUGAGCUUUUCAGUGUUUCUUAAAUGUUAGAAAUGUUAGUGGUCAGACUGAAAGGGAUUCCUGCUGUGAAUUAGCCAGCAUCCCUAUUUUAUAGCCUGGCACUAAGGAUUGCAAUAUCACAUUUCUCAGAUUUUAUUACAAGUGCAGUUCUGAGGUGAUGAGAGAACAGCAGAGGUCAAGGGUGGAAGUUAGAUUAUAGUUUUAUUGGAGGAAGAGCUCAGUUGCAGAGUGCCAUAAUCAGAAAAUGUUCUUCUGUAGCUGAAUUGUACUCAGGGAUUGUGCCUUGAGGAUGAAUAUUUGAAAUAAGGGGACUUGUGUUUCCUAUAUCCAUUUUUAUCUAUUAUCAGUGCUUACUCUAUUUUGAUUUCCUUAAUUGUAACCAUUUCCAGGUUACAACUGAUUGAUUCUCGAGUCACUCUGAUUAAAAUGAUCUUGGUCAUUGUAACAGGGGAAACUUGAAGUUUGAAGACACCAAGAGAUACCUGCUUGUUUUUCUCAUGUUUGCAGUAUUUGGUUUUGUAUUAACUGUUCCAAAGUAAUCUCUUCUCCCCUAAUAAAGUGAGUGAAUUACUUAACACUGAAAA